ACAGAGGAAACUCCAGCUGAAGCGACUGAUCUCCACGAGACGCACUAUUGGAAAGAUGGAGCUUCUAAAAGAGGAGAUUGAAGAAAUACUAAUCAAACAAGAAGAUGUCGAGGAACAAACAGACCUGGUGUUGCCGAAGGAAGAGAAUCAAGAUCAAGACGUGUCCGAAAAUCAGACCUUCGUUAUUAAAGAAGAACCUUUUAGUUGCUCACAAACUACAGAGGCUUGCACACAAACAACAGUGCAGAGCACUGAAACCAAAUGCUCUUUCACCUGCCAAGAGUGCGGAAAGAUGUUCGUUAUUAAAAGUAACCUCAGGAGACACUUGAGAACUCACACCGUCAAGGAAGAUUUCUCCUGCCAAAAGUGUAAUACGAGUUUCACGAACCAAAAAUCCUUAGACGCUCACAGUAGACGUUACCGAUGUACGAUUUACUCCUGCAAACGGUGUGGAAGAAUUUUUCCAGCAAGAGGUGGUUUGGAGGUUCACAUGAGAUUCCACUCUGCGCCGCUGGGCCUUUCAUGCUAUCAUUGUGAGAGAGGCUUCAAACUCGAAAGCACCUAUAAACGGCACAUGCGGGUUCAUUUUAUAGAUGGCUGCUUCACAUGCCAGCUGUGUGAAAGGAAAUGCCAAAGCUUGAACGUGCUUCAGGAGCACAUGCGAAUUCACACCGGAGAAAGACCUUUCAGCUGCGACUACUGUAAAGUAGGUUUCACUGGCAAAGCAGGCCUCAAGCACCACAUAAAAGCUCACCAUGAAGAUAAAGCGUUCAUAUGCAAACGCUGUGGAAAAAGUUUUGCUCAGAACGCGCACCUCAAGAUCCACAUGAACUCUCACGCCAAAAAGAGGACUUUUAAAUGCCAAGUGUGCGGGAAGGAUUUUAGUAGUGAAAAUGUUUUUAAUUGCCACAUGAAAUGUCACAGAAUAGAGAAGCCUUACACGUGUGCACAGUGUCAAAGAAAUUUUGUUACAAGCAGAGGACUCGAAUCGCACUCGAAGGUUCACACAGCAGGGAAAGCAGUUACCUGCUAGGAGUGAGGAAAGGGUUUUUCUUAAAUGCACAGACUAAAAGUCCACAUGCGAGUUCGCGCCUUUAGAAAGACUCUUACCGGUCAACAAGGUGGGAAGAGUUUCAGUAAUAAAAGGGACCGUACGCUCUACAGACAAGUCUUUCAUCUGUCCAAACUGUGGAUGUGGUAAGAAAUACAGGAAAAUCAACAAAAGAAGAUUAUUAAAAAGGGGAGUUGGACUGAUUGUGUUUGCUUGGGUUCAGCUGCUGCUUUCCUGUUGAAACACUCAAUAAAUGCGUUCCAUGUUA
Messenger RNA from Danio rerio (zebrafish), 1319 nucleotides. RefSeq names its product zgc:165515. Lineage: Eukaryota; Metazoa; Chordata; Actinopteri; Cypriniformes; Danionidae. The record is from RefSeq and is marked predicted. Gene Ontology annotation, cellular component: nucleus.